AUGACAGCAGCAGAGAAAAAGUGAAAUCAGAACACGAGUUGGUGGUGAACCUAGCGAUCGUGGUGUAUCAUGCCUUGGACUACACGCACGGCGAAGAUGAGGAGCGGCUCAUCUCUCCAGACCUGGAGGGCCUCAUCACAGAUAUGACGGGUAACAUUACAGAUGACGAGGAAGAGAUCAGCGGUCUGUCCGAGGGUUCGGAGACGUCGGAGGGAGGGCGAGCUGAUACUGAUGAUGAGGGCAUCGAAAGGGACUCGGAGCCGGCGCCGAGGAGACGACGCGUCCGGAGGUUCCUGCUCAAAGACGUUAUAGAGCGUUGUAUAUGGCAUUGCGGCGGUGGUAGUGGCCGGCUGGCUCGUGAGACCGCUGCUGGUCACUACCGCGCCGUCUGCCGGGCGCUGGUCGCCGAGGCCCUGGAGCUGGCCUCGUUCCUGGCCCGGGUCCGGGUCACGGGAGCGAGGGACCUUGGAGCAGCUGAGGACUCCGCUACACAUCUAGACACACUACAGUUCUCAGAUUGGUCGAACCGAAGAAUUUGGAGGGCCUUGCAAGCGCGGUUCUGGAUGCAAGUUAUCGGGGAGUUGAGAAUGGGAGUGAAACUGAAGAAGGUUAACUACUCACGGACGCCGAUAGAAUAUGAAUUGACUCCAUAUGAAAUCCUCAUGGACGAUAUAAGGUCGAGGCGGUAUACGUUAAGGAAAGUUGAUGGAGCCAUACCUCAGAAUGUUAAGAAGGACGCACACGCAAUGAUACUCGAAUUUAUUAGAAGUAGACCGCCGCUCAAGAAGGCAUCAGAGCGUAAAUUGGCUCCGGUCCGUCGUGAAGUAACUCCAAGGGAACAGCUGCUGGCUUCCAUACAACUCGGGAAACAGUUGCGACCUACGACGCAAUCCAGGAGUAUAUCUACUAGUGGUUCAGGCAGUGGUUCUACUGGUGCAGAGUCUCGUAGAGGAGAUGUGACCCCACACGCACCGCCACAAAGACGACUUAUCAAAGUCGAUUUUGACAAUCUUGAGGAUGACGAAGACGAAGAUGACACAGAGACUUGUGUGAGUCCCGAGACCUGCCCGCCGCAACCGUUCCCGAGGCACACCAUCAAACAGACGCCUCCCAAACCAUGGAAGAGAACAGUGUCCGUGGAUACGCCGCGGGCUCCUCCCCGCGCGCGCAUCUCACACGACGAGUACCAUCAGUUUUUCGACGAGACUCUCGAAUCCUACGACCUGGCAACUCAAUGUCCUUCUCGCCGAGCCUCCAUGCGUCGCCACACAAUAACACACGCACACGCGUGCCCCACCACCGACGGCGCACAGUCACUGCCACAUUCCAGACCGGGUUCUCGCGCCUCCUGCGCAGGGGCGUCACUCAGUAGUGACGACGCUCAGCUGAAUGAGUUGUCCUGGUCGCGAGCCUCGCUCCAGGACGAACUGAUCAAGUCGGUUAGUGACAGCCCUACCAGCACGCAUAAACAGUGGCAGGAUGCUAUAAUAUCAGACGAGCGUCUCUCCCUCACGUUGGAGGAGAUCGUUCACAUCAGGUCUGUGUUGACGAAGGCUGAGCUGGAGGUACUACCUGUGGAGGGGAGGGUCAAGGAGGACGUGGAGAGGAGACGGGUUUGUUUCCUAUGUCUCAAGACGAGGUUCGGUAUCUUCGGUCCGUGGGGUCAGAAGUGUAAACUAUGCAAGAAGACCGUCUGUCAGAAAUGUUGUUCGAAGAUGCGUAUACCUACGGAACACUUCGCUCACGUGCCCGUGGCGUUGCUAUCUCCUUCCUUACUACCCUCGCCUGAUGAAGAGACGGCCUUCCCUCGCUCACUGAUGGCGCGGCUUGUGCUGCCCGAACACGCGGCGUCAGUAGAGAACAGUGUAGGCUCCGCCCCCAGCAGCCCCGGGUCCCGCCGCAUCACGUCAGCCCCGGGCUCCCGCGGCGCCUCCGCCCUCGGUUUCUCGGACUCCUCCGCCGGCCCCGGUAGCAUGCCCUGUGUCUCCACACCACUAUCAACCUUCUCCACAUUCGAUCGCAGAGCGAGGUACGGUCGCAGUGCAGGUGCGGGCGCGGCGGAGAGACUGCGAGGUGUCCAAAUGGCGGUCUGUCACGACUGUAAGGCGAUGGUGCUACAGAUCAUAAAGUCUUCGCGCGCCGCCCGCUCCGCUUCCCGCGACCGCGCGCUGCGACACCUCACCCUGGACCUGGCGCCCGUGUACACCGCGGACUGCUAG
This is a messenger RNA of Danaus chrysippus (African queen), 2219 nucleotides long. The record is from the annotation of a GenBank genome assembly. Lineage: Eukaryota; Metazoa; Arthropoda; Insecta; Lepidoptera; Nymphalidae.